Messenger RNA from Rattus norvegicus (Norway rat), 1519 nucleotides. It is a transcript of the gene Lst1, whose product is annotated as leukocyte specific transcript 1. The record is from RefSeq and is a predicted model, not a curated record. Lineage: Eukaryota; Metazoa; Chordata; Mammalia; Rodentia; Muridae. Gene Ontology annotation, cellular component: membrane. Gene Ontology annotation, biological process: immune response; cell morphogenesis.
CCUCAGAGAUGGGGAACUUGGGGACACGUGACUAACCCAAGGCAUUAAGCCCAGCAGAAGAAGGAUUAGUUUAGUCUUGACCCUCAGGCCUGUUCUCAGUCCCUGGACUGUAUCUGACGAUGACAAGAAUGCCACCUUGUGACUGGGGAGAGGCACUCAAGACAUGGGGCUGUAAGGAUCUGAAGUUCACCAAUACUUGGCUACUAGAGAAACAGUGUUACCUGCUGUUGGGGAGCCUGGUACUGGGAGGGCUCCUCCUCCUGCUUGUCAUCAUCCUGUUCGCCUGCCUGUGCCGGUUCUAUCAGAGAGUGAAGAGACUAGAAAGAAACGCCCAGGUCUCGGGGCAGGAGCUCCACUACGCCUCUCUCCAGAAGCUGCCCGCAUCCAGCAGUGAUAUGGAAGGCAGAGGAGAAGGUGAAGGCGUAAAAGAAGACGCCAGCACUGACUAUGCCUGCAUCGUCUUAAACAAACCCAAUUGAGCGCCCCCAAAAGCCUCCCUCGCCCUGGCCGAGUCCCGUUUCCUGUUCCGACGCCCAGGCCUAGCACCUCCACUCUGCACACGUAGAUUCUGGCGUCAUGGCUUUGGAUGUCCUGUAUGAGCAGCCCGGCCUUGUGGCCUCUAAUGAACUGGGAAACAGAAAAAGAGGCCACUCGGCCCCUGAACCCUGGGGUCACGUUGCUCAACUCCAUCCCCGGGGCUACUUUGUCUUGGUACCAUGUGGCAGAGCCAAUGGCCGCUUUCCCUCUGCUGGCAUUGAACGAACAGGGCAGGGAGGCAGUGGUGCCCUCUUGUGCACGAAUCUCAGGGGGCUGAGACACCCAGACAGCACAGGAUCCUGGGGAGAAAGCAAAUAUCCAGCGAAAACCUACUCAGUUAUUCCAAAAAGAAAAGGAUUCUCCAUAGCGUUCUUUCCCCCUGGGGGUGGAGGGUCAAGACAAACACCCCGGGUUGUCUCAUUUAAACCCUUUCCUCUUCGCCAAUUUAAUUUUUUAGUUUUUAAAUUCUUUCACACACUAACUCCAGCGCAUACACAUUUUGGACAACUUGACCCCUGCAAUAUGCUUAGUGCUCAUGAAUGAGUGUAGCUGCCUCUGGGAGGAAGGUCUUGGUUGCUCGGCUCUGGGUAUUAUUACUGUGAUGUGAGUCGUUUUGUUUUGAUUUCCGUCUUGGCUGUAUUAGGGCUUUAAUGCAGACCGAUGAAUGCUAGCAGCUACUCUCCCAAGGAAGCACAUCUCCUCCUUCAAUUUUACCUGAAGCUCGAAUCUUGGCUGCAUUCUACAAUAAAUUAUUAUAGAUACUUUGAUUGCAUUUCCCCACAAUUAAGAAAGUAUUUUAUUAGUCUGAGAGAUGGCUCAGCAGUUAAGAGCACUGACUGCUCUUCCUGAGUUCAAGUCCCAGCAACCACAUGGUGGCUCACAACCAUCUGUAAUGAGAUCUGAUCCCCUCUUCUGGUGUGUCUGAAGACAGCUACAAUGUACUUGCAUACAUAAAAUAAAUAAAUAAUUCUUUUUUUUUUAA